CUAACAUAUGACGAAAUGAUUGAAAAAUUUUAUGAAAAAGAAAAGCAAAUGGCUGCUUAGAAAUCGACAUUCUUGAGAUCGCACAAAAUAAUCCGAUGUUAUUACAUGAAUUAUGCACUUAAUAUGAUCAUGAUUAGCAAAAUAAAGCUCUAGAGCUCUCAAAUAACUGAAAUAUAUCUAUAUUUUAUGAAUAAAAGCUUCUAUAUCCAUCAUUAUAUCAUUUUCUAUCUUCACCACUUUACGUUUGACUAAAAAUAAAGAAAUUAUUAUUGUGUUUGCGAUGGAUCCACGUUCGUUCUUCUGUUCUUUCAUAAGGUGAAGUGAUGUGAAUAGAGAGCUGGGCGGCGACCGCCCUUUCGAACAUGGAACGGAGCCACGACAAGAGGCACGGCAAGCACCACAAGGAGAAGCACAAGAAGCGCUCUCACAAGAAGUACAGGAGCCACUCUAGCGGUACCCACGACCAGUCAUACGCUACUAGUAACUCAGUGAAACCCCUGGUGGAGUACUCCGACGUCAGCUCGGAGGACCUGUCGGCCCCGGAGGCGGGCGAGAUCGAGAGCGAGGCCAGCUCCAUUGGCCGGCACAUCGCCGACGAUCUCGACCGCACCAGGAGGUCCCACUCCAUCCGCACCUUCCUCGACAAUAAGAUAUCGGUGACGACCACGAGCAGGCGGGCCACUGACGAAUAUGCUCUCACUCGUGAUUCUUCUUCAGCAGCGAGGAAGAGGCGGGUCGAGUACGAGGAUCCGGAGCCGGAGUACGAUGAGCACUCCAGAUAUAAAAAGAAAAAGGAGAAGCGUAAGAAGGACAAGAAAAAGAAGAAGAAGAAGUCCAAGCACAGGUCCCGGUCCGCUAGCCUGGAGAGCGUGUCGCCCGACGACAAUCUACCGGUAGCGGCUACCCCCGACAGGCCGGUGACACCGCAGAGGUACACUCAGGUGCCCAUAAGCGAGUGGGAGAAGGGGUCUUCUCCUAUCAGGAACGGGUCAUGUUCCCCGGUGUCACCAUCCACCACGCCUAUGAUACAGGAGCGUCGGGAGAUAUCUCCGCGUCAUAGGCCUGUCCGGGAACCUCCGAUGCAUCCUAUUCCAUUCUCACCACAUAGAGAAUUAUCUCCAGUGCUAAGGAGGCGACAGAAGUCUACAACUCCUCACACACCACUAGUGCCUCCGUACCAUGAUACUGUCACGAUAGACUCCGACAACGAGGAAUUUGAGCAGAGGAGACGGGAGUACUGGGCCGAACAGCACAGGAUGCAGGCCGAAGUUAUGGUCAUAUCGGAUUCGCCGGUGCACGAGACUCGGCCGCGCGACUACAGCCCGCGCCGCCACCGCCGCCGCAGCCCGCGUCGCCGCCGCAGCCGCGACCGACACCGCGACUCGCGCGACGUGCGUGACGCUCGUGACGCUCGUGACCUGAGGGAUACGCGGGAUUCGCGGGAUACGCGCGACACGAGGGAUGUGCACAGGUCGCACAGUCGCAGUUCUCUGAAGCGGCGGCGGUCGCAGUCGCGGACGCGUCGCCGGUCGUCGUCGCCGCCGCGACAUCGCGCGCGACAUUCGCCAGUGCGGGAGAGACAUAGACCGGGAAGGGAAGAGCCGCCAAGCCCGCCGACCACAGUGCUUCAACGUAAAAUUGACUUCAAGGAGAAGAUUAGCGAUACAAGUCUGUUUGCUGAGCUCGUGAAGGACAAACAUAAGAGGGCGAAGAAGCUCCAGGAGAUACUGAACCAGAAGGAGGAGGAGUCUCAGGGCGCGCUGUCCACCAGCACCAACAACCAGGAGGUGCUCACCAUCGAUGAGCUCUCCAACAACACCACAGACAGCAUCACUCAGAAUUCAAACUCAAAAGAAAAUGGCGUCACUAGUCAGCCGGCGGAUCUAGUAGACAUUCCUAUGCCGAUGGCCGAGGACUCUCAGUCAGCGAGCCAGCCCGCUCAGACUUCGCCCCCGAACGCUCAGGCCACGGAGUCGCCCGGGGUUCCGCCCCCGCAGCCCCCGCCGCCCACUGACGCGCCCGCCGCUAAUGGGGACGCUAAACCGGAUAUGCUAAUUGAGUCGCGUCUACCGACGCCCCCCGCGCCGCCCGUCCCGCCGGCCCCGCCCAGCGACGAGGCCCCGCCCACGCCGCCCACCGCGCCGUCGUCCCGCUCCGUGGUAGACAGCGUGUUCAACGCCAAUCAGCAGCCGCCCCCGCCCAAGCCCAAGAGCCUCACGAAACUGCCCAUGCCGCCCAACACGCAGGUGGAAGAUCUCAAAACCCUCGCCAACGACAGUCCUCUGAGUACGCCGUCGCCGAGCCCCGUCAAGAAGUCUGAAAAACCAAAGAGAACCGGCAUCAUGAAUUUACCAAUGCCACCUGUGAUACGCGGCUCCGAGGAGUUGAGCGGGGACGAGCUGGACGGGUCGACGCCGCCGCCGUCCCACGCGACCUACUCGCACGUCUUCGCACGCAAAAACAAGGACGCUACUGGGUCGAAACUGAAGAGGCCGCGAAUUUUAAAACGUCGCGGCUCCAAAGUUGUACCCGUCGCUACGCCGACACAUCAUGCCAAAGACUGGGGCGAGAAGUGCGUUGAUGGAUUUGAGGUCCUCACGCAAAUAGGCGAGGGCACGUAUGGUCAAGUGUACAAAGCCAAAGACAAGAACACGGGUCAGCUCGUGGCCCUGAAGAAGGUGCGCCUCGAGAACGAGAAGGAGGGCUUCCCCAUCACCGCCGUCAGGGAGAUCAAGAUCCUGCGCCAGCUCAACCAUCGCAAUAUUGUCAACCUACGGGAGAUCGUCACAGACAAGCAGGACGCGUUGGACUUCCGGAAGGACAAAGGGUCGUUCUAUUUGGUGUUUGAGUACAUGGACCACGACCUGAUGGGUCUCCUGGAGUCCAAGAUGGUGGACUUCACGGAGUCCCACAACGCCUCCAUCAUGCGCCAGCUCCUCGACGGCCUCGCGUACUGCCAUAGGAAGAACUUCCUACAUCGGGAUAUCAAGUGCAGCAACAUACUUAUGAACAACAGGGGUGAGGUGAAGCUGGGCGACUUCGGUCUGGCGCGGCUGUGGUCGGCGGAGGAUCGCGCGCGGCCGUACACCAACAAGGUGAUCACGCUGUGGUACCGGCCGCCGGAGCUGCUGCUGGGCGAGGAGCGGUACGGGCCCGCCGUCGACGUGUGGUCCAUGGGCUGUAUACUCGGGGAGCUGUUCCUCAAACAUCCACUGUUCCAGGCGAACAUGGAGAUGAUGCAGCUGGAGAUGAUCUCGCGGGUGUGCGGGACGCCGGUGCCGGGCGUGUGGCCGAACGUGGUGCACCUGCCGCUGUGGCCGACGCUGCGGCCCAAACGCUUCCACAAGCGGUGCGUGCGCGAGCAGUUCGCCUUCAUGCCGCCGCCCGCGCUCACGCUGCUCGACCGCAUGCUCGAGCUGGACCCCGAGAAGAGGAUCACCGCCGAGGACGCGCUCAAGAGCGCCUGGCUGAAGGGCGUCGUGCCGGACCAAAUGCCCGCGCCGGAGUUGCCGACGUGGCAGGACUGUCACGAGCUGUGGUCCAAGCAGCGGCGGCGGCAGCAGCGCGAGCAGGAGCAGGCCGCCAAGACGAAGCCCUACGGCUACCAGGACGACAAGAACGAGUGCUCUAACCAGUCCGACUCCAGCUACAAGAGUGAUUACAAAAACGACGGAUUCAAACCUGAAUCCCAGGAGACAGUGGGACAGGUGAAAUAGUAUAUGUAUAUAUGUGGAUUCUACGAAUAAUGGUGCUUCAGUGUUCAGACUCGAGCCAGUGCGUGGUGCCUCCGUUGGCCGGACGUUAAAAGCCGAAAAUGUAUUCCAUGUAGAGUAGAUGUGCUUAAUAUUAUGAAUGCGUGUGGAAGUAUCGCGUGCUCGGGACUCUGUGUUUGCAGAUUUGGUUUGAUUAUAGAAUUUGAGGCUGUUCAUAAUAUUAGGUAAUCUACAAAUUAAGCUAUACAAAAUGUACUAAUAAAAUGCAUUGUAAAACCUAUAAUUUAUUAUUAAAAAUAUUUAUACAUCAUUUUAUCAUAUUUCUAUAUUUUUUUUAUGUAUGGCCCACAUUAUGAAGCGAAUCACGAAAAUGAAAUUAAUAUGAAAUUUUGUGACUAGCCUCGUGGUUUAGACCAUACCAGUCGCUUAUUUGGGUUGUUGCAAAUAACUACAUAAUAGCAAAUAAUGUCCCGAGAUCCCUAUUAAUUCUACACGUAAAUAAUAUACAAUGCAAAAGUGCCUUGAAAAUAAAUUAUUGCUGGAACAAAAGCCAGCGAACUGCAGAUAGUUUUCCCCUUCUCUUCCUACUAGGCCCACAAGAUAACUUUAAGUAAAUAGUAGUACUUAUGCAAAAAAAAAAAAAAAAAUUUUACUUAAACCUAAAAAAAUAACCUUUUCUGAAUAGCAUUCUUGGCACAAAAAAUUCUCUUGUUAGCAACUUAAUACAUACAAAAUCAAUGAUCAUAAUUAUUUUGACGUACAAAAUUAUAGGUUAAUCAUUCAAAACUUCCUAAAAUUACUUCCUCACAAAAUUCCUAAUGCAUUUGAUCACGCUACGCUAAUAUACUUUUAACUAUUUUUUUGCGUCCUAUACUGUUGUUUGGUUCUGUUUGGUAGAUGGGCAAGAAGUAGUCGAAUCUAGUACCUAUGCUAAAACGGAGACCUUUUAGUUGGUCAAACACAGCCAUGACUCGGUGAUUAUUGACCAUAGGAAAAUGACAUGGUCAUAAAUUUUACAAACAGUUCAAAGGCUGAAAUUAUAGAUUACAAUUAAAUUAAUUGAAGCUUUGCUUUUUUAGUUUAAUGCUCAAAUAAAGCAUAACAUCAAUUUAUGUAAAAUAAAAUAAAUUUAUAUAGGCUUCACUGGCCGUAAAUUAUAAAAUAUAAUGUAAAAUAAAUACAAAACUAUUUAAACUAAGCCAUCGACAAUGCUAAUUAUAUUAUGUUAAUGUAAUAAUAUCGGGUACAAUAACAUAUCUAUUUUUGUAUCUAAAAUAUUUGUGCAGUGUCAGAGGAAUGUAUACCUAGGCCGAUGUUACGUCAGAGUCAGUAAUUAUUUUAUGCUGAAAAAACGAGUUGUGUGAAGUUUUAGUUAUUUGCAAUAAGUUAUAAAGAUAAGUGUAAACUUACAGUGUUAAAAACUAGUAAAAGUGCCAACUCAAGUUCUUUUCUAUUCAUUGUGACGACAGUCACACAAUUUCAGGUAGCAAUGACAGAAUAAAUAAAAAGUCCUACGUGACUGAAAGACUAGCAACACUGGGACUCCCCACUCGUGCCAAUCGGGAUUUAAUUUAAGCAUGCAGUUUAUCCUCUAUCCCUCUUCUUCUCGGACUUAUGAAAGAUAACUUAAAUAUUAGAUAUGCCAUUAGCAGUACCCCGAUUGGAGGAAGUGGCGCUCGAGGCAAAAAAAUCUUGGCUCGUGCCAACAAUA
This is a messenger RNA of Aricia agestis (brown argus), 5424 nucleotides long. RefSeq names its product cyclin-dependent kinase 12 (gene Cdk12). Gene Ontology annotation, biological process: protein phosphorylation; positive regulation of transcription elongation by RNA polymerase II; transcription elongation by RNA polymerase II. The transcript is spliced from 17 exons. The coding region runs from base 363 to 3716 and encodes 1117 amino acids. Gene Ontology annotation, cellular component: cyclin/CDK positive transcription elongation factor complex; nucleus. Gene Ontology annotation, molecular function: cyclin binding; cyclin-dependent protein serine/threonine kinase activity; RNA polymerase II CTD heptapeptide repeat kinase activity. Lineage: Eukaryota; Metazoa; Arthropoda; Insecta; Lepidoptera; Lycaenidae. The record is from RefSeq and is a predicted model, not a curated record.